Messenger RNA from Ananas comosus (pineapple), 1150 nucleotides. RefSeq names its product protein MODIFIER OF SNC1 11. The coding region runs from base 92 to 784 and encodes 230 amino acids. Gene Ontology annotation, biological process: poly(A)+ mRNA export from nucleus. Gene Ontology annotation, cellular component: nucleus. Lineage: Eukaryota; Viridiplantae; Streptophyta; Magnoliopsida; Poales; Bromeliaceae. The record is from RefSeq and is a predicted model, not a curated record. The transcript has 6 exons.
AUCGAACCUCCUCCCUCGUGUCAUUCCCACCUCAAUUCACCCACAAACUAAUUAACCCAUUCCUCGUUCCUCUUCACCCUCUCCUAACCCCAUGGAGCCUUCGAAGACCAAGACGAAGCAACCCCGCGAAGAUCCCCUCAGCAAAACCCUAGAUCCGUCCCCGACGCUCGACGCCGCAGCGAAGGUCACUCCCUCGGCGCGGCCCCAAAGCCCUACUCCGUCGCCCUCCGCUCCGGGCUCGCUCCAGCAACAACCGCCUCUUCCGGAGGGCGCGGGAGAUCCGGGGAGAGAAGGGGCGAAGGGAGAGGGUGGUGGCGAGGGGCGGAAGACGAAGACGACGGCGACCGCCGUGCUCACGGCGGCGGCGGCGACGGCGACGGCGGCGGCCGGGGAAGAGUCCGAUCUCCAGAAGAAGAUCCGCCGAGCGGAGCGGUUCGGCAUGCCGGUCAUGCUGUCCGAGGAGGAGAAGCGCAAUACUCGCGCAGAAAGGUUUGGAACGGGAUCUAGCUCGAUUCGAACUGGUGGUACGGGACCAUUGGAAGAGCAGAAAAGAAAGGCCCGGGCUGAGAGGUUUGGACUCGCUGCACACUCCGAAGCUGAUGAGGAGGCAAAGAAGAAGGCUCGAAUUGAAAGAUUUGGACAGAGCACCAAGGUCGAUCCCUCUGAAGAAGAGAAAAGAAAGGCAAGAGCUGUCAGGUUUGCACAGAAAUCUAGUAAUGUAUCUCAAGCAAAUGGCAAAGAUAACCCUGAACAGAAGGUGACAACUGUUGCUAGCACGGUAUGAUGGAUUGUAGAUUGACGGCCACCGACAUUAGGUCACAAUGUUUUUGUGUGCCCCUCUAUCUGCCAAGCCUCAGUGUUGUGAUCUGCACGCAUGAGGGUAGUUGCUGAAUAUUACUGUCUAUGCAACACUUCUUUGUGUGUAUUAAUGACUUUUGAAUCUGCAAAGAUUUGUGUAGUAUUAGGAUGAUAGUAACCUCGCGGAUGGAUCUAUGCUUGUGUAUGGAUGCGAAGAAGGUUUUUAUUUAUUGACUUCAUAAUAGUCAACGUAAGUUCGUCUGUAGGUGUUCUUUUGGUUAACAAACCUGAGCAGAUCUGUGGAAAAAAGUUAGCUUUAUAAUACCCUUUUGAUUGUUAGAUUGUUGAGUUA